UUGUCCUGACGCGAACCUGAUGCCGUGACGCCAUUAAACUGCGACGGAAACGGCUAGGCGGAGGAAGAAAACUUGCUAAGCCAGUUUGUUUCAUCCGACCUGGGUUAAACAUGUUUAAUUUUGUAUUUUCGCGUUAAUUUCGUGACUAUUAUAAUAUGUAUUUUGCGUACGAAGCCCGGAUAUUGUGUUAAAUAUUGUCGCAGAGUUACAGCGAGUCACUUAGAUGUGCGUUUAGCCUGUUUAGCUAGCAUGCUAUUUGAAAGUUUGCUAAGUUGUGUUGUUUUGGUGCUUUAUGGAGAGGAAGAAACUGUGAUUCCUGUUCUGAAAUGUGAGGAAUAGUGUAAUAGCCUGCAUUUACACGCUGUAAGGAUUAAAAAGCGGCUUCACCAUGAGCGACAACGACUCGGAAGUGGAAAGGAUUAUGUCGGGGCGGCCGCCCAGCAGCUACGGCUCCAUGUGUAGCGACGAUCCAGAAGAUGAUGAUGAGAUUCAAGAUGCUGCUCCUCAGCCCAUCAUUAAAGUCAAUUUACCUACAAGGAUCAAGCUUCAUCGGCCAGACUCGCCAGAAACCACUGUCACCUCAGUCACACAAGACCGACGAACCAGUGUCCAUAAUGAGGGGGUCUACAUUACUGCGCAAAGGAAAGAGCAGGAAGAACCUUCAGAAGAAGGGAUGAUGGAGGUGGAAGAUAGUGAGAGUUUUGUGCAUAUGAGAGACCCCCGAAACAGAGAGAGGAGGAAUAUUCAGGCGGAACCAAGUGUUCCUGAACCCACACACUCACCCACAUCCGCGGAGGAUCCGGCACACGAACUCACCCUGCCCUAUGUAUUCACUGCCAUGCUGCGCUCUCUCAGAACUCUGAACGCAAUGGAGCUGCUGUGUUUCGUUCGCACUCUGUGCUCGCAGUGUAACGGUCAGAUCGAGUUCCGCCAGCUGGAGCAGGAGGGUGAGAUCGACGUCCUCGGCGUGGUGGACAGAAUGCUGGAGAAAUGGGACAAAGGAGAGGCGCUGCACAUCACCGUGCGCACGCUGUACGACAUCAACAAGCACGCCGUCGCUAGCACACUGGAGAAAGUGUGCGGGAGAGCUUUGGUGCAGUUCGAACUCAGAGCCAGUCACAAGCGCCGUUAUUACAGUCUCUACGAGGGAACCUGUCGCCCAGGGCAACAGCGCUACAUCAGGCACGUCUACGUAGAAUCGCCCAUUGUACUCAAAACCCCAACCAAUGAGGAAACGCCGAUCCGCACCAGCGCCCUCUUCUCUCCUCUUGAGGGCGAAGGUCGUGUCCGCGUCGUCGUGACAACAGGCGUCCCAGCCAUCGGCCUUACAGUGACCGCGCAGAUGUUCAUCAUGGACUGGACGGAGGAGCAGGCACAUCAGGACUUCCAGUUUGUGUUUGCACUUCCGGGUCGUGACCUUCACCUGGUCAGAAACUCGGAGCAGACUUUCCUGGAGUUCCUUGCCUCGUUUUAUCCUGAAGCGAAGCACGCGGAAUUCCUGGCCUGCCAAGACUGCGCUGUGCUCUUUGUCAUCGAUGCGCUCGAGCUCUGCAGGCAACCCCUCGAUUUUCAGAACAAUCCAAGCGUCACAGAGAUCACGACUCGGGCUCCUGCGGACGCCCUUCUCACUAGUUUAAUCAAAGGAGACUUGCUGCCUCAUGCGUACGUUUGGAUCACAGCUCAUCGUUCCAUUUGUUGGAAAAUCCCGGCAACUUGCAUUAGCAGAAUUACAGAGCUAAAAGGAUUUGGCGACGCGCAGAAGGAUGAGUAUUUCACCAAACGGACUAAAGAGCCAACGCUUGGCAGCCGCAUUCUAGAUCAUGUCAAAAGUUCUCCAGGUCUGUACGAUGCCUGCUAUCUGCCGCUCUUCUCCUGGAUUGUUUCCUUCGUUUACGAGCGGCGUUUUCAGAAUCGAAGGUUUACCGAGCCAGAGCCGGCGCUCACCACUUUUUACAUGCAGUAUGUCAUCGUGCUGACGAACCGGAAGAUUGAGCGCUACGUUGGAACGGGGCUUGACGCAUCACGGUGGAAAGAUACAGAUAAAGACUUCUUGAUGAAAAUGGGCGAGCUGGCGCUGUGGAUGCUGGUAGAAAGAAAGAACGUCUUCUAUGAAGACUGCGUGUCUCGUUUGGCACUGGACAUCCACGACGUCACUCAUCGAGGCGGGAUCUCAUCGGAAACAGGUGAACCCACGAGAGAAAAUGGGCAGAGCUUCAGAUUCGUCCACCACAGCAUUCAGAAAUUCAUGGCUGCCGUGUACGUCUACGUCAAGUUUCGGACGACGGGAGAAAAUGUUUUGGAUCCGCAGACAGGCAGAACGAAGACAGAGCGACCCGUCUGCGAGCUUUACAAACCCGUCAUCGACCGCACACUCAAAAGCCGUGAUGGAGACAUGGACCUCUUCCUGCACUUCCUGUUGGGACUGGCGGCUCGCGGGACGGAGAUGCAUCUGCGCGGCCACCUGCUGCCUCAGUAUCACCCCGAGCCGAAGGGCGUGGAGGACGUGCUCAAGUACGCCAGGAAGAAGAUGAAGGAGAACGCCGUGCCUGAGCGGUGUAGAAAUUUGGAGCUAUGUCUCACAGAGCUGGAAGGGGGCAGGAAUGCGUGAUGAGAGAGCGACAGGUUGACGGAUAAAUAACUGAGGAGGUUCAUAUGCUGCUUUUGGUCAGUGGGUACUUCACAGAAUGACAAAACGAGAAGAGCUGUAUCUCCUCUGCCUUUCUGAGGGCAUUUCGUUAGUUCAUCAGGAAGUAAUGGAGUGAUGUUAGAUGAGUGUUUAACGAGCACAGGCUACAUUUAACUGUGAUGUAAUGAUGGAUAGAUGAGUGUUUUUCCGCAGCACAUUCAAAACAGCGCAAGUGGUGAAAGAACCUGAGCUUUUUAUUUCCAGUUCAUUUUCCCAGAAGCUUUUAAACGAUAUAGUAUCAGGAAAGAAACUGAUAAUACUAACAGUACACAUUUUAGUGUGUGGUGUGUUUUUGCGGCACUGCUGUAUGUUUUACUGAGAGAUUCUUAGCGAGAUUUUUCCUUCUGUAAUGCGAAGAGUUUGAAACCAAGCGAUCUGCGAGACAAGCGUUAUUAAAGCAGCAUACACGAGUGUCGAUGAUCAGUGGAGACGGAGCGCUUGUAGAAAGGAAGAGGCCGUGUACAACCUUUUUAUACGGUCACGUGGUAUGAAAAAAUGUAGCUUGUUAUUGUAAGUUUUAUAUUUUGUUAUUUAUUUAAUGGCAGAUCAUUAUUUUGACAUGCCACUGAAAGCACUUCCUUUAGAGUAGUUAUUGAUUUUUACCUUUUUAUAUGGAUUUUAAAUAAGGAGUUAUUACUUAAUGCUUUUUAAUUAAAAAUAAAUAAAAAAGCAAGUUUAUGCAACAGUAGAAAAUAAUAAUAAUAAUAAUAUUACUACUUCUCAUAAUUAUCAUUAUUAUGUUUUGUCAGAGUCUAUUUUUCUUUUCUUACUUGAACGUGAGGAGUGGCGUUUAGUCUGAGCGUUGCCAUAACAACGACAAAUCUACACUUGUCACAGUGAAACAAGGCACUACCGGUAGUUCAGCAUGUUGGCCAAAUGUUGAGUGUCUGUCCCUGUGCAUGCGUGUGUGCGUGCAUGUAUAUGCGUAACAAAUCGGAGACGGACGGCGUCACUAGCCCCGCCCCUACGCACUUGUAUUACGUGUUGUUGCUGCCGAUAGAUGAGUUUGCACCAUCUCAGAAAAAUGACAGAACUCUCUCAAAGAAGAACUCCACCAGUUCCACAUUACAGUAAUCUUUGCAACUGUAUAUUUCCAAAUCAAUUUAUGUCACUGUUCGUAACAAAACAAAAGGGGGAUUCUGCUUUUCUGGGUCGAGGCACAUGCUGGGUGACAGGGUCAGUCAUUUUGGAAAGCUUCAGCGACGUUCAAUAGCGCAAGCUCCACCCCCGAAAAGUGCUGACUCUAAAGCAGGAAGUAAAAAAAAAUGUUCCUGGAAGUACAAGUGGGGAACUGAAUUCGUUGCUGGUUCCUUCAGUGGGAAAUAAUCUAAAAUUCCUGAAACGUUUCCUUCAGGGGAAAUAUGGCUUACUUGAGCAGGUAACAAAACACAUCCAGCUGGAAUCCUUGGGACUUCAUUUGGGGGAAAAAAUACCAUCAAUCAUGUGAAGUUUCCUGUGUUGUGUGUGAUGGAUGACUGGCCUCUGCCUCCUGGCUACAUCCCAAAUCGUAUACUACUUCAAAACAAUGCCUUCUUAGGACUAACACUCCUUGCAUUGGGUGAGUUCGGGUGUUUGCUCACUACGUCGUCCACUCGGAAAUCACUGACGGGAUAGAAGUCUCAUUACUGACAUUUGCACCUUUUUGGCUCCUUGACUAAAUAGCCAUAAAGUGGAUGAACGUCUACUAAGGACACUAAACAGAGAUGAAAUUGGAACAGGAUAUUGAGAAUAUCUUGCGCACGCGCACACACACACACACACACACACAAUCCUGUGUGGUCCAUUACUAGGCUUGCGAUAUUAAAAAAAAAAAACGUUUACAUUUGACAAUAAAUGUGUGUUAAGCUCAAAUAAAUGUUCAUAAAAGAGUCUUAA
Molecule: messenger RNA, 4561 nt
Organism: Pangasianodon hypophthalmus (striped catfish)
Lineage: Eukaryota; Metazoa; Chordata; Actinopteri; Siluriformes; Pangasiidae
Gene: nlrc3l
Product: NLR family, CARD domain containing 3-like
Exons: 6
Coding region: 389-2608 (739 amino acids)
Source: RefSeq, a predicted model, not a curated record